GAGCCGGCUCGGUUCUGGGCCAGCUGCAUAUAAGCAUAAGGGACACUAUGGUCAAACUUACAACGCUUUCAACACUUACUCACAGCCCUCUUAUCUCGUUCUGCAAGAACCCCCAACUCGAUACAAUGGCUGGUCGCGGCAAGGGCAAGACCUCUGGCAAGAAGGCCGUGAGCCGCAGCGCCAAGGCCGGCCUGCAGUUCCCUGUGGGCCGCAUUGCGCGCUACCUGAAGAAGGGCAAGUACGCCGAGCGCAUCGGUGCCGGCGCGCCCGUGUACUUGGCCGCCGUGCUGGAGUACCUGACCGCCGAGGUGCUGGAGCUGGCCGGCAAUGCCGCCCGCGACAACAAGAAGAACCGCAUCGUGCCCCGCCACAUCCAGCUGGCCAUCCGCAACGACGAGGAGCUGGGCAAGCUGCUGGGCGAGGUGACCAUCGCCUCGGGCGGUGUGCUGCCCAACAUCCACGCCGUGCUGCUGCCCAAGAAGACCAAGGGCGGCAAGGGGAGCGAGGAGGCCGCCUAAGCGCCUGUCCUCGUUCACUCAUACGUCAUACAUAAACUCGGUGUUUCUCAACACCACCACUACCUGGCUCUGGGUGGGGCGCGUGGGCUGGCUAGGGCAAGACACGCGGGUAGGAAGCCCGCUGGUUCAGGGGGCGAGAGGCAGGAGUGGCGAGAGGUUCGAUCUGCGGGCAGUAACGUGCAAGUUGGUGCUAGAUGAGUUGCUGGUGCUCUUUGGGGCUUCGGGGCUGGGGCUGGUUGGAAGCAAGUUUCCUAGACGCGUCUGCACAUCACCACAAACCUGGCUCCGGUAUUGGCAAGGUGGGCCGGUGACGUAUGCUCGCGUACCGGGUCGUAGUCUGGCACUCUGGCCACCUUUCCGGGGACUGGCUGGCUGGGGUUGGUUGCCAAUGGCAGGGUACGCAUGGUUGGGUAUGGUGCACUUUGGCAUAUUAUGCCUUGGGUUUGAACGGACUUGAUGCACGCGGUGGGGAGCCGUGUUGAACUGAACUCCAGAGUGGGUCUGUGUAGGCCCUGCAAGUGCUUCUAGCUUUGCCCUGCCAGUGCUUUUAGCUUUGCCCUUUCGCUCCCGGCCGAAUCCGCUUGUUCAAGAGGUAACCAUGUUUCAGUGUGAGGCCUCGAGGAUUGGUUGCUUGUGGGCGCACAGGACACGCGGUGGUUUGGGGUCAAGGGGGCAGCGGCCCCCCAAACGCAAAAAACAUUCGG
Molecule: messenger RNA, 1222 nt
Organism: Chlamydomonas reinhardtii
Lineage: Eukaryota; Viridiplantae; Chlorophyta; Chlorophyceae; Chlamydomonadales; Chlamydomonadaceae
Exons: 1
Coding region: 126-518 (130 amino acids)
Cellular component (GO): nucleosome
Molecular function (GO): DNA binding; structural constituent of chromatin; protein heterodimerization activity
Source: RefSeq, a predicted model, not a curated record